Triticum turgidum subsp. durum (durum wheat) is the source of this 729-nucleotide messenger RNA. NCBI's taxonomy places the organism in Eukaryota, Viridiplantae, Streptophyta, Magnoliopsida, Poales, Poaceae. The record is from the annotation of a GenBank genome assembly.
AUGGCCAUGGCCACUGCGAACCAGGACGGCGCCGCGACGUUCCACGACCAUCGCGGAGGUACAGCAGCGACGGAGCUCCACGGCCGGACGAUCUCCUCCGAGCAGGAGCACGGCAUCAUCGUCGCCGCGCUGCGGCACGUCGUGUCCGGGUACACCACGGCGCCGCCGGAGGUCGUCGUCGCCGUGGCGUGCGGGCGGUGCGGCAUCGACGGCUGCCUCGGGUGCGACUUCUUCGGGGCCACCGAGCCGGAGGCGGUGGCGGUGGCCGUACCCGUGGGAGGGGUGCAGAGGAAGCGGCGGAGGAAGAAGAACGUCUAUCGCGGCGUGCGGCAGCGGCCGUGGGGCAAGUGGGCGGCGGAGAUCCGCGACCCGCGCCGCGCGGUGCGCAAGUGGCUCGGGACCUUCGACACCGCCGAGGAUGCCGCGCGGGCGUACGACCUCGCCGCGCUCGAGUUCCGCGGCCCACGAGCCAGGCUCAACUUCCCGUGCUCCGACGAGCCUCUGCCUGGACACGGGAGCGACAAUGGUGGCGGUGGCACUGGCGCGGCGCCGCAGAACGAGACUCUGACGACGCCGUCGCCGUGCAGCACGGACGCCGGCCAGAGGACGCCGGGAGAAUGGCAGCUGGGUGCGGACGGAGCCGGCGACCAGGUGUGGGAAGGCUUGCAGGAUCUCAUGACGAUAGAUGGACAGGACCCAUGGUUCGCGCCAUUUUCGAGUCCAGCAUAA